Molecule: messenger RNA, 924 nt
Organism: Planococcus citri (citrus mealybug)
Lineage: Eukaryota; Metazoa; Arthropoda; Insecta; Hemiptera; Pseudococcidae
Product: probable nuclear transport factor 2
Exons: 4
Coding region: 209-601 (130 amino acids)
Biological process (GO): protein import into nucleus
Cellular component (GO): nuclear pore central transport channel
Molecular function (GO): nuclear import signal receptor activity
Source: RefSeq, a predicted model, not a curated record
AAUGCAAUUUUACUUCUUCCGAAAUGUUUUUCAUUUUUCUUCAACUCGCGAAAUUUUAAUUUAACGGCGUUUAUUUUAAACUAAUUAAGUAAUUAUCGUAUCGGUGUGCGUUUAAUAAUCGUCUCGUUACUCUCGUUGAAGUUCCCAACUCGAUAUUCGCCAUUUAUUGUAUAUUACUUGCGUACGACGAGUGUGUUUAUAACUCUCCAUGGCACUAAAUCCAGCCUACGAAACUAUCGGCAAAUCAUUCGUUGAACAAUAUUACUUAUUGUUCGAUGAUGUUAACCAGAGACCAAAUUUAGCCAAUCUGUACAAUGCUGAAACCUCGUUCAUGUCAUUUGAAGGGAUUCAAUUACAAGGAGCUCAAAAAAUAAUGGAAAAAUUAAACAGCUUAGGAUUUCAAAAAAUAGCCAGGCAAAUAUCAGCUAUCGAUUCUCAACCCAUGUUCGACGGUGGCAUACUCAUUAACGUAUUUGGACGCUUGAAGACUGAUGAAGAUCCACCUCACGCUUAUAGUCAAGUAUUCGUUUUGAAACCGAUCGGAAACAGUUUUUAUUUACAACACGAUGUGUUCAGACUGAUCAUACACGACAGUGCUUAAUCGCAGAGCAAACUACUUUCGUCUUAUUUAUUGUUUUAAUUCAGUUUGUUGGAACAUUGUUGAAGAAAAAGAAACGAAUAAUGGAAUGUACAUUGUACAGUAAUAUGUAUUUUUUUUUCCUACGAUCGCAUAUGUUUUGAAAGUUACAACGUUUUACUAUAUUUUAGUGUAUAUAUUUUAUAAUUUUGAAAAUACUAUUAUUCUUGAAAUACAUCCGAGGCAUGUUUUAUAUAAAUACCCUAUAACACUACUACAUUCUAGUAUAUUUUUACACCACUAAUCACAGAAACGAAUGUAUAAAAUAAAUACUACAUACGAAAACG